GGCUGUCCGUUUCUUUUUUUUUUCUUCCCGGAUACAACCUGCAACCUGGUGAAUUCAUGAUCACAUGACCGUGGAUAUGGACGCAGUCCUGUCCGACUUUGUCCGUUCCACUGGAGCAGAACCCGGAUUGGCCAGAGACCUGCUGGAGGGCAAGAACUGGGAUUUCACCGCCGCCCUCAGCGACUUUGAGCAGCUGCGACAGGUGCACGCUGGGAACCUGACGUAUUCGUUCGGCGAGGACCGGGCGUAUCCGCCGCUGGAAAAGGAGAUGGCCCGGCUGGGGCGGCCCGUGCUCCACCGCCAAGACGAGGUGGUGCAAGCCGCUACAGAGAAGCGCCUCUCGAGGGGCAUCUCCCACGCCAGCUCCACCAUCGUGUCGCUGGCGCGCUCUCACGUCUCCAGCACCGGAGGCAGCAGCGCCGAGCCGCUCCUGGACACGCCCCUGUGCACCUUCCAGCUGCCGGACCUCACCGUGUACCGGGAGGACUUCCGCGUCUUCAUCGAGAGGGACCUGAUCGAGCAGUCGAUGAUGGUGGCCCUGGAGCACGCCGGGCGACUGAACUGGUGGACGAAAGUGGUUUCAAACUGUCAAAAUCUGCUGCCUCUGGCAACAAGUGGAGACGGAAAUUGCCUCCUGCACGCCGCCUCGCUCGGUAUGUGGGGCUUUCACGACCGGGACCUGAUGCUACGGAAGUCGCUGUACGCGCUGAUGGACCGCGGCUUGGAGCGCGAGGCGCUGAAGCGCAGGUGGAGGUGGCAGCAGACCCAGCAGAACAAAGAGUCCGGCCUGGUGUACACGGAGGAGGAGUGGCAGAAGGAGUGGAAUGAACUGUUGAAGCUCGCCUCCAGCGAGCCCCGGAUACACUACAGCACCAACGGCAGCAACGGGGUGGAGUCCUCCGAUGAGCCGGUGUACGAGAGCUUGGAGGAGUUUCACGUCUUCGUCUUGGCCCACGUCCUCAGGAGACCCAUCGUGGUGGUGGCCGACACCAUGCUGAGGGACUCCGGAGGAGAGGCCUUUGCUCCCAUCCCGUUCGGAGGCAUCUACCUUCCACUGGAGGUGCCAGCUGCCAAGUGCCACCGCUCGCCCCUGGUGCUGGCCUACGACCAGGCGCACUUCUCCGCCCUGGUCUCCAUGGAGCAGAGGGACACUUCCAAAGACCAAGCAGUUGUGAUCCCUCUCACCGACUCUGAGCACAAGAUGCUGCCUCUGCACUUUGCCGUGGACCCCGGGAAGGACUGGGAGUGGGGCAAGGACGACACAGACAACGUGAUGCUGGCAAGUGUGGCUCUUUCGUUGGAGGCCAAGCUCCAGAUGUUACACAGCUACAUGACGGUCACCUGGCUGCCCCUGCCCUGUGAGCAAGCCCCUCUGGCCCAGCCAGAGUCUCCCACGGCCUCAGCGGGGGAGGACGCCCGGACGCCCCCAGACUCGGGCGAGUCCGAUAAGGAGUCGGUCAGCAGCAGCUCCAACGGCAACGGAGACGCGGCAGCGGGGCCCUCGGUCAACGGAGGGGGGCCCACGGCCAAGAACGGCUCCUCUUCAUCGUCCAGCUCCUGCAGCAAUGGAUCGGCCGGGGCUGCAAAGGACAAAACCAAGAAGGACAAAGACAAGGACAAAAAGAGGGCAGACUCUGUGGCCAAUAAGCUCGGCAGUUUCGGCAAAAGCCUGGGCAGCAAGCUGAAGAAGAACGUGGGCGGACUGAUGACGGGAAAGAGCGCCGGAGCCGGAGGCGCCAAGCAGGAGGGUGCGGAAAAGAAGAAGGGCUCGUUUAAGGGGCGGAAGGGCAGCAAGGACAGCUCGCCCUCGGCCCACGCCUCUGAGGAUUCUGGGAAAGGCUCCCCCUCCUCGGGCAGCGAGCGCCUCAACGGGACGGGCAGCAGCAUGAGCAGCAGCUGCGGCAGCAGCACCGAGAGCGACAGCUACAAGUACGGCGCCGACGUCAAGGUCAGCCUGGGCAUCCUGCGCGCCGCCAUGCAAGGCGAGCGGAAGCUCAUCUUCGCCAGCCUCCUGACGACCAGCAACCGGCAGCCCUUCCAGGAGGAGAUGAUCCUGCGCUACCUGGCCGACGCGGAGGAGCGCUAUCACGCCGAGCAGGAGCAACAGCGGCGCGACGCGGAGAGGAAGGGCGUCGCCAACGGCGCCCAGCCGGCGCCGCCGCCGAAGAAGGAGGCGGCGGCUGGCGGGACGGAGGCGGCCUACCGUCCGUACGAGGCCGGCGAGGAGCCGCCGGAGAGCGCGUCUCCUCCGUUCAACCAGCCCAAGUCGUCUCCCCUGAGCGCCUCCAUGUACUCCGCCGCCGUGCCCAUCCCGCGGCCCUCCUUCAUCGACCAGAGCCCCGUGGCGGCGCCCCUCGCCCAGCACCUUCAAAUGCACAGCUACAUGGACACCCGGCGCCAGCUGGCCGGCGGCUCCCCGGCGACCUCCUACCCCGGCCUCCCCUCCUACGCCACGCUUCCCCGGCACUGCCCCGCAGCGCAGGCCCCCUCCCACCCCCAGUACAACAACACGCAAGGCCCCGCCUCCCUGAGCCCGUCUCGCCUGGCGCCCUCGCACCCGCCCGACUUCGACCCGCCGGACUACCCCGGCGCCGAACUCGCCGGCGGGACGUACACCAACGGCUUCCGGGACCUGCGCUCCAACCUGGACUCUCGGGGCGGGCAGCCCCCGGUCAGACACUACUCGCUGGGCAGCGCCGGCGGUUUGGCCAACCGGCAGUCCAGCCGCUGCCGGACACCCAACUGCACCUACUACGGACACCCCGAGACGGGCCACUACUGCUCCUACUGCUACCGGGAGGAGCUGAAGAAGACGGAGCCGGACCUCGCCGUCCACCGGUUGUGAACCAAACCGGGGGGGGGCUCGAGUUUGACCAGUGGCCUUUUUCAGUCCAAACCAAUGAGCGGCCCGGGGGGCGGAUCGGCCUCGGGAUGAACAAGAGAAAGGCACAAUCAGCUCCCUCCCCCUCCCCUCUUUUUUUUUGUUUUUGUUUUAAAGCUGUGUCACUUCCUGUUGGAAUGGACUCGACCGCAGAAUAAACAGGGUGGUUUCUCGCUGCUGGGGGUCACAUGUUCGACCCUUGUAUUAACCAACUGCACUUCUGUUGCGUUUUGCUGUGGCUCUUAUGCAGGCCAAGUGUGUGUGUGUGUGUGUGUGUGUGUGUGUGUGUGUGUGUGUGUGUGUGUGUGUGUGUGUGUGUGUGUGUGUGUGUGUGUGUGUGUGUGUGUGUGUGUGUGUGUGUGUGUGUGUGUGUGUGUGUGUGUGUGUGUGUGUGUGUGUGUGAGAGCGCGCUGCAGGCUCGCCUCCGUUUUGAUCCGUUUUAACGCCUCGCUACUGUCUCCUCCCCGUGGAGAGAAUGUAUACGGCAGACGCCGUGCACAACACCCAUCGACACGCACAUACACUAAGUCAGACUCCCACUGCCACACACACGCGGAGAGACAAGCGCGCGGGCGCAUUGCAAACGUCGCUGACUGGUCGACUACGGGGCGUUUGAGUCGCCUCUGGUUUACUCCUUUUUGUACACUACUGUUACGCGUCACUUGUACCUCGGGAGGCGGCAGAACGAAUCCUCUUAUUUUCUUUCUCUCUGGUCCGCAUUUGCAUAACGCAAUCUAGUCCGUGGGCUGCUGUGGUGCUACUGUUGCAGAGUGCAAACGCUUACAUGUCCAUACGUUCAACACAAUGAAAGAUAUAUAUAUAUAUAUAGAUACAUGUAUAUCCGUUGCAUUAGGACAAGCUUGACCGGCUGAAGGGGAAAUGCCGCCGGCCGGACUAAUGAGGGGACGCUGUUGGACUGAGAUGACACCAGACUGGAGUGUCUCCUCUUCUCUGGCUCGGUUUUGCCUUUCUUGAGGCGUUUUGAUUAUUUGUGCCCCCCUCCCCCCCAACACGAGCAAUACUACACACCACCAAGUGGAAAUGUCACACAGCACAACAGCGUCCGGCGACAUGCUGCCGAGUCGUUUCGACACGGCGGCCAGUUAAUGGACCCAUUUGGUUGGCGAAUGCGUGCCGCGAUGAUGUCCUCGGCUGUGACUGUUGGCGUGACGCGACGGGGUCAACGCCCCCACAAUAUCCCCCCCCCCCCCCGUUUGUAUUGACACAUUUUACGGUUUGUCAGUUAUGAGUCUGAAAAUGCCGCGUUGGUCUGAGAAACGUGAAGCACGUUUCAUGCUGAUCGCACCAAAGGUCAAGGUCACUCAUCCCGCUCCCCCCGUACCUCCCCGAUGGGACACCUUCAUGCGCACCAGGUUCUGUGUUUCUGCAAAACUCCUGACCUCCCCGUAAAGGGCCGCUUCGUCAUUUCUGGCAGUUCGUCCCCACCAAUACGAACCCGGUUUGCGUGAACUCUCUCUUUGCACAAUUUCAAGCACUUUUCCUGAUGUCCGUGGAUUAUUAUUAUUUUUUUUUUGUUUGGUUUCGUACUGUUUCUGAAGUGGCCUGACUGUUGUCCUUUGUUCUUCUCUGCAGACACUGCCACGCGUGCUGAUGUUUGGGGGGGGGGGGG
This is a messenger RNA of Pungitius pungitius (ninespine stickleback), 4511 nucleotides long. It is a transcript of the gene otud7b, whose product is annotated as OTU deubiquitinase 7B. Bases 65 to 2845 code for a protein of 926 amino acids. The record is from RefSeq and is a predicted model, not a curated record. Gene Ontology annotation, biological process: protein K48-linked deubiquitination; protein deubiquitination involved in ubiquitin-dependent protein catabolic process; protein K11-linked deubiquitination. Gene Ontology annotation, cellular component: nucleus; cytoplasm. The transcript has 11 exons. Gene Ontology annotation, molecular function: cysteine-type deubiquitinase activity; K63-linked polyubiquitin modification-dependent protein binding; zinc ion binding. Lineage: Eukaryota; Metazoa; Chordata; Actinopteri; Perciformes; Gasterosteidae.